Molecule: messenger RNA, 1122 nt
Organism: Cotesia congregata
Lineage: Eukaryota; Metazoa; Arthropoda; Insecta; Hymenoptera; Braconidae
Source: the annotation of a GenBank genome assembly
AUAAGAAUGGCUACCUUCUUCUGUAAUUCGGGACUAAAUCAAGAAGUUUUUAAUAAUUGUGGGUCUGAAAUUAAUCAGGUUAUUCCAUCCGCGGAGUUAGGUGUGAACCCAAUAAUGGAGUUUUUAGUGUCGGAAAACGCCAAUUGUAAUUACUUAACUUUUAAUCAUGGAGAAAGUUUUAACCAUCAAAAAAUGAUCGAUCAAAGUAGUGCGAGUACUUUAAACGAAUCUGAUGCCACUUGCAAAGUUCUUGAUAGAGAAUCAUCCACUUGUAAGCGACGGUCAAGUGUAAAAAAAGAAUUCAAUUCAAAGCGCAGAGAGAGAACUGCUUUUACUAACGAUCAACUUCUUCAUCUGGAGAAAGAGUUCAUCACCCAGGGCAAGUACUUGUGUCGUCCAAAAAGAAUUGAAGUCGCCAGAGAUUUGGGUUUAAAUGAAAGACAGGUUAAAGUCUGGUUUCAAAAUCGUCGCAUGAAAGAUAAGAAAACUGGAUCAGUCAAAGACGAUAAAAACGAGGAGAAGGAUCUUAAGACUGCUUUGCCUAGUACCAGAAUUGGAUGCAGAAAGAGACAUGUGGAAUUCAAGAAAGAAAAAACAUACCAAAACACCAGCUUAUUCGCUUCUGUUCCUGAUCCUGCUUCUGCUUUAGUUAUUUACGGAGAGAAUCAAAUGCAUGCUCUCAACUACAGCAACUACUCACCUAGUGACAUCCACCACCAUCAGCUGAGUAGUUGGAAUCUCAACAACAGAAUCAACUACGACAUGAUUCAAAAUCCGAAUUAUGAUAAUUUUAAUGGUCCUGAUGGGUGUAUUGUUGGCAACAGUCAUCCCGCUGCUAUUUACAGCGAUUCUUACAACUGGAACUAUAACCUCAACAAUGAACAUUGUUCAAUCCCCAACGGAUACGCAAACGAAAUCAAGGCUGAGGAAACAUUUUACGGUCAUUAUCCAAAUGAUUACAUUCCUAAUAAUGAUAAUCAUUAUCCACCUGGUUGCAACAAUCAAAAUGCUGAUCUAAAUUCAAAUUAUUCCGGAUCAUCCCCUCAAUCAUUCGAUUUUAACGGGUUCGAUGAUAUACUUGUUAAUGAUUGCAGUUAUUUAUUUUCCAUGGUAAAUAUUUAA